Molecule: messenger RNA, 1766 nt
Organism: Osmerus eperlanus (European smelt)
Lineage: Eukaryota; Metazoa; Chordata; Actinopteri; Osmeriformes; Osmeridae
Product: NADH dehydrogenase [ubiquinone] flavoprotein 1, mitochondrial-like
Exons: 11
Coding region: 107-1525 (472 amino acids)
Biological process (GO): mitochondrial electron transport, NADH to ubiquinone
Molecular function (GO): FMN binding; NADH dehydrogenase (ubiquinone) activity; 4 iron, 4 sulfur cluster binding
Source: RefSeq, a predicted model, not a curated record
AACAGCGCCUCCGAACGUGAGUGUGCCGGCGAGUAGUUCCGGGUAAGUUGCAGCUACUUCCGUUCCACAUUUCAUAAGCUCGGGACAACCGACGGAGUCAAUCAAGAUGCUGUCCCUCUCUCGGGCGUUGGUGUGUGCGCUGCGCACCCCAGCCACUGUCAGUCCAGCCGGGGUAGCUGCCGUCACGCGAUUCAACAGCACUGCUACUCAGGAAAAGCCCAAAAAGACCACAUUUGGACCUCUGAGUGAUCAGGACAGAAUCUUUACCAACCUCUAUGGGCGACAUGACUGGAGGCUAAAGGGGGCAUUGAGCAGGGGAGACUGGUACAAGACAAAGGAGAUCCUGUUGAAGGGAGUAGACUGGAUCAUCAACGAGAUCAAGAGCUCUGGUCUGCGUGGCAGAGGAGGAGCUGGCUUUCCCACCGGCAUGAAGUGGAGUUUCAUGAACAAACCCAGCGAUGGACGGCCCAAGUACCUGGUGGUGAACGCUGACGAGGGGGAACCAGGCACCUGUAAGGACAGGGAGAUCAUGCGCCACGACCCCCACAAGCUGGUGGAGGGCUGCCUGGUGGCGGGCAGGUGCAUGGGAGCCCGCGCUGCCUACAUCUACAUCAGAGGGGAGUUCUACAACGAGUCCUCCAACCUGCAGGUGGCCAUCAACGAGGCCUAUGCCAACGGCCUGAUCGGGAGGAACGCCUGCGGGUCCGGCUACGACUUUGACGUGUUUGUGAUGCGCGGGGCCGGAGCCUAUAUCUGUGGGGAGGAGACGGCCCUCAUCGAGUCCCUGGAGGGCAAGCAGGGGAAACCCCGUCUGAAGCCUCCCUUCCCCGCGGACGUCGGUGUGUUUGGUUGCCCGACGACUGUCGCCAACGUGGAGACCGUAGCCGUGGCGCCCACCAUCUGCCGUCGUGGCGGGACGUGGUUCGCUGGCUUCGGCAGAGAGAGGAACUCGGGCACCAAGCUGUUUAACAUCUCGGGUCACGUCAACACCCCCGUCACAGUGGAGGAGGAGAUGUCCAUCCCCCUCAAGGAACUCAUCGAGAGACAUGCAGGGGGUGUGCGUGGAGGCUGGGACAACCUCUUGGCCAUCAUUCCUGGUGGAUCCUCCACACCCAUGAUCCCUCGCUCCGUCUGUGAAACCGUCCCUAUGGACUUUGACGGCCUCAUCCAGGCCCAGACAGGCCUGGGCACAGCUGCCAUCAUCGUCAUGGACAAAUCUACUGAUGUCAUCAAAGCCAUUGCCCGCCUGAUUGAGUUCUACAAACACGAGAGCUGUGGCCAGUGCACCCCCUGCAGGGAGGGCGUGGACUGGAUGAACACGAUGAUGUGGCGUUUUGUGCGCGGUGAUGCUAAGGAAGCGGAGAUCGACAUGAUCUGGGAGAUCAGCAAGCAGAUCGAGGGUCACACCAUCUGUGCCCUGGGUGACGGUGCUGCAUGGCCUGUUCAGGGUUUGAUUAGACACUUCAGACCUGUAAUGGAGAGCAGAAUUGCAGAAUUUCAAGAGAAGAAGCAAGCCAGGGCUUAAUUCACUCCCUGCUGCCUCAUAUUUCAUGCCUUGUUUUCCCAUUUCACCCCUUUCCUUUCAUUCACAAAUUGUUAUUUAAAGCAAAACUGUCACGACACAAUUGUGAAUAAUUGCCUUCCUGUAUUUGCCUGUAUUUCCAAUAAAUACGCCAAUGGAGUUCUAUUAAACCUAAUGUAGAUUUAGAUUCUACGGUUGUAUAUAUGUAUUACUCUUAAAUAAAAACGGUAAAAGUUUAAGAAUG